GCUUAUGUAGAUACAGAUUAAGAAGGACAAUUUCUAUACUUCAGCUAGUACUUAUAGAUCUUUCAUAAUAGGCAUGUUAAUAAAUUAACUUCAAUAGUAACUAGGUAAGAGUAGUGUAAUUUUCUGUUCAUUGAAAAAUGUCAUUCGGCAUUUACAAAAAUUAAAAUUAUACAAAAUAAUAUUUCAAUAUAGCGAGAGGGAUGAAACGGACCAACAUCUGCUUGCGUUACCAUUGGUUGUUCCAUGGACCAAUAUCAUGCUUUUACAAAAGGGGAAAUACGCCCCCGGUAAACUCGAUGUAUUUUCUCUCAUAUUCAAAAGUACUGCACAAUGAUGAGCAACGGAUUUGUGACUACGGGUCAUACACCCACUUGGGAUUCAAGUUUGACGAAUACAGAUAGUCAAAGUUAUGAUGAAUGUUGGCCGGAUGCUCAUCUUUAUCAUCACCAUCAUCAUUUACACCACCACCAUAUUCACCAACACUCGUCUACAGUAUCUCAAAUGUGGCCAAAUCCGCAUAACCAUGCUCAGCAACAGAGUAUAACUCAAAAUGCUGUACCCAGGGGUGGCAGUGGAAGUUCACAAAAAUCGUCAUCAAUGGCGUCGUCGAAGAAAAUUCGGCGGCGGGUGGCCACGCUGGCUCAACGGCGGGCGGCCAACAUACGCGAGCGCAGGCGCAUGUACAACCUGAACGAGGCGUUCGACAAGCUUCGGCGCAAAGUGCCCACGUUCGCGUACGAAAAACGGCUGUCCCGGAUCGAAACGCUCAGGCUGGCCAUCACGUACAUCGGGUUCAUGACCGAACUGCUGCAGUCUACCCCGUCGCCCGGUGGAGGUGGCGAUGCUGUCCAGUCACCCGCGUCCGCGGCGUACGCUCUGCCGCCCCAACACCACGACAUUCCCUACGCACCGUACUCUUUGAUUCCGCCCGUCUAGAUGAAUGGUAAAGGUGUAUAGGAACAUUCCAUGAGUCAUCAUUCGCGGCACGUAAUACCCAGAAGCUGCGCAUAUUCUGUGCAAUAUAUAUAUAUAUACAUAUCUAAUAUAAUUUAUAUUAUAUACAUGUCGGCCGCUGUGUACCGCCCUUCAGAAAUCUACAAUUAUUCGUAUUAUUAUCUGCAGCACAGAGAUGUAUUCAGAAAUUUGGCACCCGGGUGCUUAUGUUUUUUCACCCCCACUCCCCACAUCCAAAAAAAGAUUAUUUGACUUUUUACACGUAAAGAGCGCGUCGGAACUUACUUUUCCGUGACCACUCAUUAUCGUUAUCCUUUUUAGAAUAAAAUGAAAAAAAUAUAUUAACUGAUUCAUGUUAUUUUUCAUUUUCAUUAUCAGAAGAUGGGUUGUAUAAAAAUGUGAUGCCGCCAAGGGCGAUCGCCCUCUCUAGCCCCCCUAAAUACGUCACUGCUGCAGCGAGUGCGAAAUCGAUCUGUAUACCUAUUUCCAAUGUAUAACGAUUAACGAUAGUUAUUCAACAUUAGUUCUCUCCAAAUUAUCAUAACCUCUUCAUCUAGUAACUAGAUAUGAGAUUACGAGAAUGACGAAAUAAGUAAAUAUGACCAUUGACCAAUGACCUACGUUUUUCAAUAUUUAAAUACUUGGAAAAAAUAAACAUUAUAACGAUAAAAGUUUUGAUGUCGAAAUCUGAAUUUUAAAAAAAUGCACCUCGUCGUGUAAAUAUAAGUUUACAUUAUAAUAUAUUAUUCGUAAUUAGGCGUACACACUUUAUACGUUUAUAAAUUAUUGUAAAAUAUGAUUUGUAUUAUUUUGUUAUUAUAAUAAUUAUUUAAAGGUGACAAAAUAAAACCGUUUAAAGUUUUUCUGACAAUUUAAGAUUCUGAACGAAGCUAUAUUAAUGUAUUAGUUUUAUAAUGACGUGUUGACGCAUGUAUUUUUGUCUGUCAAAACCUUAGGAGUAUAGUAAAAAAUAUUCGAUUGAGAAUAGAAAAGGGAAAGUGAAAAAUCGCCAAUACUUUUCAAAAUAAUUGGAAAAAAGCUUAAUUAAAAUUAUGGAACACCGAAAGUAUAUGUUACGCAAUAUCAUUAUAGUAGGUACCCAUAGGCCAUAAGUAUUUUACAAAAUGUAUUUUGUAAUUGUGUUGUUUUAAAAAAUAAAUAAGUAAUGGUUUUCGAUUUA
Molecule: messenger RNA, 2134 nt
Organism: Aphis gossypii (cotton aphid)
Lineage: Eukaryota; Metazoa; Arthropoda; Insecta; Hemiptera; Aphididae
Product: protein Fer3-like
Exons: 4
Coding region: 331-936 (201 amino acids)
Biological process (GO): developmental process; regulation of transcription by RNA polymerase II
Molecular function (GO): RNA polymerase II transcription regulatory region sequence-specific DNA binding; DNA-binding transcription factor activity, RNA polymerase II-specific; protein dimerization activity
Source: RefSeq, a predicted model, not a curated record